Molecule: messenger RNA, 3699 nt
Organism: Chaetomium strumarium
Lineage: Eukaryota; Fungi; Ascomycota; Sordariomycetes; Sordariales; Chaetomiaceae
Product: amino acid permease-domain-containing protein
Exons: 4
Coding region: 1-3699 (1232 amino acids)
Biological process (GO): chloride transmembrane transport; vacuolar transmembrane transport; potassium ion homeostasis
Cellular component (GO): vacuolar membrane
Molecular function (GO): potassium:chloride symporter activity
Source: RefSeq, a predicted model, not a curated record
AUGGAGCCCGAGUCCCUCAGCAAGAGGCACAAGCUGGGGACAGUGUCGGGCGUCUACAUUCCGGUCUGCCUGAACAUCCUCAGCAUUCUCAUGUUCCUGAGAUUCGGGCUGAUCUUGGGUCAAGUUGGGCUGCUUGGCAUUCUGGGCCUUAUGCUCAUUGCUUACACUGUUGACUUCGUCACAACGCUCUCGCUCUCGGCCAUUGCGUCAAACGGAGAGGUCAAAGGGGGCGGCGCCUACUAUCUGAUUUCGAGGUCGUUGGGGCCCGAGUUCGGAGGCUCUAUCGGCGUUCUCUUCUACCUGGCACAAGUGCUUAAUACGGCCCUCAACGUCGUUGGCCUGAUUGACUGCAUCAAGCUCAACAUCGGCUAUGCCAUGCCUAUUGGAUAUUGGUGGGACUAUCUCUUUGGCACCUUGGCCCUGCUGCUAUGCACUGGUCUUUGCCUUGCUGGAAGUUCCAUCUUCACCAAAGCAAGCAACGCGCUUUUGGUGGUUUUGACUAUUUCCACCCUCAGCAUACCCCUUUCCGCGGUGGCGAAGCCGGCCUUCAGUGAUCCGGACAGGGCGAUCGAGUUUACAGGCGCCAGCAUGGCAACCCUCCGAUCCAACCUGCUGCCUCACUUCGACGGCUCGGAGUUCAACGGCUUUGCAACCUUUCGCGAUCUAUUUGGCAUCUUAUUCCCCGCAACCUCGGGCAUCUUCGCUGGUGCCUCUAUGUCGGGAGACCUGCGGAAUCCCAGCAAAGCCAUUCCAGUCGGCACGCUGUGGGCCAUGCUCUCCACACUGGUUGCCUACUUGCUCGUCGUCUUCUCGUUGGCGUCGAGCACGACCCAUGCCUCGUUCCUUCUCAACCCGAAUAUCAUUCAGGACACUAACAUUUGGCCCCCGGUUGUCUUCGCCGGAGAAAUCGCAACUACAUUCUUCUCUGCUUUGAUGGGCGUCAUCGGGUCCGCCAAGCUCAUGCAGGCUCUGGCCAGAGACAAGCUCUUCCCGGGCUUGUCGCUCCUCGGCAAGGGUACGAAGAAGGCGGAUGAGCCUAUCCUUGCCAUUCUCCUCACCUACGUCGCCGCACAGAUGGCUAUGUUUGCAAACUUGAAUCAGAUUGCUACGCUCAUAUCAAUGGGCUACCAGAUGACCUUCUUCGUCAUGAACCUUGCUUGCUUUCUCCUCAAGAUUGGUUCUGCUCCCAACUUCCGUCCCGGUUUCAAGUUCUUCAGCUGGCAGACUGCAUUUGCCGGUAGCGUACUGUCCGCAGCCGCCAUGUUCUUCAUCGACGAGACAUAUGCCACUACUGCUGUCUGUCUCUUGGUCUUCCUGUUUCUCCUGAUCCACUACCUGAGUCCACCGAAGCACUGGGGUGAUGUGUCCCAGAAUCUGAUUUACCACCAAGUGCGCAAGUACCUCCUGCGCCUCAAGCCAGAGCACAUCAAAUUCUGGAGACCGCAGAUCAUCCUCCUUAUCAACAACCCCAGGCGACAGACGCGGCUGAUACAAUUCUGCAAUUCUUUGAAGAAAGGGGCACUGUAUAUCCUCGGCCAUGUCAUCGUCACGGAUGACUUCGCAGCAGGCGUCGCGGAGGCAAAGCUACAGCAAGCGGCUUGGACCAGGUACAUCUCCGAGUACUCGAGAAUCAAGGCAUUUGUGCAAUUGACCAUGUCGCCUUCAAUAACCUGGGGAGUGAGGAACCUGGUGCUCUCGGCCGGCCUGGGCGGCAUGAGGCCAAACAUCGCUGUCAUGGGCUUCUACAAUAUGGACGAUUUGCGCCGUUCCCAACCGACACUGCAAAUCCCCGAAGCGCCAGUGUCGCCUGCACCGAACCAGCAAGGCAAAUCAAAACCUGAAGCCAAAGUCAGGAGGAGACGGAGACAGGACACGUCCUCCCGUAUCCUGGAAGGCCUAUUACCCACCGAUGCGAUCAAAACGGAAGAGAUGAUGUCGGUAACAGAUUACCUCACGAUCUUGGAGGAUCUGGCGUUGCGCUACCGCUUAAACGUCGCCGUUGGCAAGGGGUUUGACGCCUUGGAGACGCCGCGAGGGGACGGCAGCAACACAAAAAAGUACAUUGACCUGUGGCCGAUCCAGAUGUCGGCAGAACUCACUGCGGAUGGCAAGAACGUCCUCACCACCAACUUCGAUACUUACACUUUGAUCCUUCAGUUGGGUUACAUCCUCCACACCGUUCCCGCGUGGAAGAAGGCAUACAACCUGCGGGUCGUCGUGUUUGUCGAGUAUGAGAGCGAAGUCGAGGAGGAGCGAGGCCGAGUCAAGGCACUACUGGAGAAGCUGAGGAUCGAUGCUCAAGUCCUAGUGUUCUGGCUGGCGUCCGGCAGCCUCGCAACUUACGAAGCCAUCAUCAACGGCCACUUCAAGGACUCGGAAACCGAGAACCUCGUCAACGAGUGCCUGAAAACGCAGGAGUGGUGGAACGACUUACAAAACUACCGUGGAAGUCAGGCGAUGACACAGUCUCAGGAGUUCGCUUCCAUCGCUCAGGUCAUGGAGUCCACCUCCGGCAGGCCGGGCCUCUACAACCCACACAGCAGCAGUCCCUCGGAUGGCGGGGCAAGACGGCGCCAUAGUCUGGCGCAGCUUACCGAGCUGCCGAAGAAGCCCACCGUGUCUCAAUUUGCCAAAUGGGGCGUUAGUAUGGGGAUCCAUACCCAAAACCUGCCGUUCAAUGUCUUUGACAGCUCGGGCUCGGAUGCUGGUUCUGGGAGCGAUAGCGAUAGUGACGGCGAUAGCGACUCGUCGGAAGAUGGCGCCAUGGAGGCGUAUUCCAGCGAUACUGACAAUGUGCCUGCCGGGGGCGAGGAAACGGCCAGGCGUCCUUUGCUGGCUGCUGUCCGCCGAAGGAGGAGUUUUGCGGACGUGUUUGUUCGCCCGAAGAGUCCCCGAAGGGAGAGGAAGUUGAAACGAGCACGAUCACCGGUUCAGAGCUCGUACGGGACGAUCAUGCCAGACAAUCGCGUCGGCAGUGAAUCGGGACUGUACUCGCCAAGGAACAGCAGAUCCGGGCCGGAUUCACCGCAGACCCCUCGAGGGAUCCUGAAGUCGGAGAGGCCGGCUCUGUCGCGGCACAACUCUACGGCCAUGAGAUUCUCGAGCAACUUGGUCCCUCAGACGACCAUCACGAAUGUCGACGGGGCGGGGCCUACGAUCAUGUUUGCCCAGGCAGAGACUCGCGCGGAACGGCCGGCAUUCUCAAGACAGUCUUCGUUUGGACGCGGCACAGGCACAGAACACGGUCCCGGCGAGGAGAUGUCAGGCGACAAGAGAGUCACGUUUGCCGAAGUCUUGCCCGGUGUCAAGUCCCCGGUCAGGUCACGACGAAGCUCGGCAUCGAAAACGGCGGAAAGUGACGGCGACGCCUCGCUCCAUAUGGCGGAAAUCAUGGCCUCUUACCAGCUCUUGGAAGAGGCAAGCGACAACGAUGGGUCGAGCUAUUCGACGCAAGCUUUGUCGCUGUCCUUCAACGACCUCCCCAGCCGGGCGCAGCACUUGAUCUUGAACGAGCUCAUGCGGCAAAACAGCAGCGACGCUGCUGUGAUAUUUACCACUUUGCCCAUCCCGGAAGAGAACACGUGCAAGAGCGAGGAGGCAAGUCUGGCGUAUUUGUCCGAUAUCGAAGUGCUCUGCAACGGGCUGCCUCCAGUGCUGCUGGUGUUGAGUAACCACAUGACCGUCACAGUCAGUCUCUGA